AAUAGAAUUUUAAUUAUGUGGUUAAUCUAUUUACGGUUGGUUUUCGGAUUUGGACAAGUCCCAGCUGAUUUCCAUAAGGAAGUGGAUUCAGGUCUGCACAUGGGGGCGGGCAAGAGCAAGCCCAAGGAGCCGGGCCAGCGUUCCAUGAGCCUGGACGGCACCAUCGGCACAGGCUCAGACAGCGGGCACUUCCACCACCUGGGCCCCGCCCAGCAGACCCAAACCCCCAACAGGAGCCCUGCAGUAGGGACGGGCAGGCGGGGACAUCAAGGGCACCAGCACGCCCCAACAAACACACCUGAGCUGGCUCUGUUUGGAGGGGUGGACCACACAGGCACCAUCACCUCACCUCAGAGAGGGCCUCUGUCAGGAGGCGUCACUACAUUUGUAGCGCUGUAUGACUAUGAGUCACGGACAGCGUCUGAUCUGACCUUUAGGAAAGGCGACAGGUUGCAGAUUGUCAACAACACAGAAGGGGACUGGUGGCUCGCUCGCUCUCUGACGACAGGAGAGAGCGGAUACAUCCCAAGCAACUACGUGGCUCCUUCUGACUCCAUCCAAGCAGAAGAGUGGUAUUUUGGGAGGAUCACUCGGCGCGACUCAGAGAGGCUCCUUUUGAACUUACAGAACAGACGAGGAACGUUCCUGGUGAGAGAGAGCGAGACCACGAAAGGAGCGUACUGCCUCUCAGUGCUGGAUUAUGACAACACCAAAGGUCUGAAUGUUAAACAUUACAAGAUCAGGAAGCUGGACAGCGGAGGUUUCUACAUUACCUCCCGCACCCAGUUCACCAGCCUGCAACAGCUAGUCUUCCACUACCGCAAGCACUCUGAUGGGCUUUGCCACGCUCUGACAGAGGUAUGUCCUGUGGCCAAACCUCAGACCCAGGGCCUGGCCAGAGACGCCUGGGAGAUUCCCAGAGAGUCGCUCCGCCUCGACCUCAAACUGGGACAGGGCUGCUUUGGAGAAGUCUGGAUGGGUACGUGGAACGGUACCACACGGGUAGCCAUUAAGACCUUGAAACCCGGCACCAUGUCUCCAGAGGCUUUUCUUCAGGAAGCCCAGGUCAUGAAGAAGCUGAGGCAUGAGAAGCUGGUGCAGCUGUACGCUGUUGUGUCAGAGGAACCAAUCUACAUUGAUACUGAAUAUAUGAGCCAAGGUAGCUUACUGGACUUCCUGAAAGGGGAAGCAGGAAAGAUGCUUCGUCUGCCUCAGCUGGUCGACAUGUCUGCUCAGAUUGCUGCAGGCAUGGCCUACGUGGAGAGGAUGAACUAUGUUCACAGGGACCUGCGGGCUGCGAACAUCCUGGUGGGAGACAGUCUGGUGUGUAAAGUGGCCGACUUUGGUCUGGCACGACUCAUUGAAGACAAUGAGUACACAGCGAGACAGGGAGCUAAGUUUCCGAUCAAGUGGACAGCCCCGGAGGCCGCUCUGUACGGCCGAUUCACCAUCAAAUCUGACGUCUGGUCCUUUGGUGUGCUGCUCACAGAGCUGGCAACUAAAGGCAGAGUCCCCUAUCCAGGUAUGGUCAACCGCGAGGUGCUGGACCAGGUGGAGCGCGGCUACAGGAUGCCCUGCCCGUCCGAGUGCCCCAGCUCCUUACACGAGCUCAUGCUGUCCUGCUGGAGGAAAGACCCGGAGGAGAGGCCGACGUUUGAGUACCUGCAGGGCUUCCUUGAGGACUACUUCACCUCCACAGAACCCCAGUAUCAGCCUGGGGAGAACCUAUAGAACCACACAGAACCAAACCUGGGGAGAGGGAAACCUCCACACAAAACAAUCUGCACUAACCGACCUCAGAGGAGAACCUGUGGGAGGAUCUGAGCCUGUGAAACUCACCUGGGAGGAACCUUAGUUUCUUCUGUAGAAGUAAAACCGAGAUAGAAACUGUAGAUGUUAUCAUGUGCCAUAAAGGAACUGCUACAGAAGAACCUGGAGAACCUCCUGUCUGCAAUCACUCAACUGUUUACUGACGGUUUCCCUGCAGGAGUGAGGCACCGGGCUGUGAAGUAGAACUCCUGCUGGACUUACUCUGGCUCUGAUUUGAUUUGAUGAAUUACACAUUUGCGGGUAAACGUUUCUGAAAGGUGCAACUGCCGUGGCAGGAACCGAAUCAGGAUUAUCAGGCGGAUUGAGGGGGAAAGAAUAAACCUCCAGACGAAGAGAGAACGUCAGGAGAGGAUAUUUCAAAUCGGACGUUUAUCGCUUUCCCUCUUCUGUCAUGUCUUCACCCUCGUCUGGUACCUUUCUCAUCCCCACAGAAGAGCACCGCCACUGUGGCUCAGGUGCCAAAGUAAAGUCUGUCCCUCCUGCCUCUCUUCCUCUAGUUUUCUUUCUCAGUAUCUCCCCCUAGUUUUUCUCAAGUGCUGCUUCUUUAAAAGUGUCUCCGGGAAAACUCAUCUCUGGAACUCCACUUUGCAUCUUUAUUUAUGUUUACUUGGACAAUAAGCGUCCUGUAAUUGAAGGUUUUUAGUUCACCAUAUAGGUAAGGUUGUUAGAACCACUAUCAAGGUAGUGCUGAUGUAAAUGUACUCACCAGGAAGAUUCUGUAACACUGAAAAUGAAAAUGAGGCGAAUUCAAGAAAAACUUGAGGCCUUCCUCCUUUUCUCUCGCUGUAUUCAUCACAUACAGCCACCUCGACCCAACCUCGAUUAUUAAAAAUAACUUGAUGCAGGUAGUGUUUGAAUGCUUGUUCAUUUUAUUGACCUUGAUUUUUAUCUGGAAAGCUGCAUUAAUCAUAAUCAGCACACUUUAUAGUGGCAGUUUUAAUGGAUAUCAGCUCGUUUCCUCAGAGGCAUAAACGGGGUAACCUACUAAGAGGCUGAUAUGACUACAAAAGUGAUCACACACUGAAGAGUGUACAAUCCUUUGUUCUGUGCCAAACAAAUCACAUUUCUUGACUGCUCUCCAUGUAUAUAAUGUUUUAUUAUCCAAGGGGCUUAAUGGGUUUUUAAGUUCUCAAACAGGCAAUUUUUCGUUUUUAGAAAAAACUUCAUGAUUUCCCUCUAAACAGGACACAUGAUCCUGUUGCAGAUUUCAUUCACUUCACAGCUGUUGUGUCAAUAAAAAAUAUGCAACCAGGCGGCCCUAACUAAACUGUCAAACUUUGAUCAGGUAACCCUAAUAAAACUGUGUUUAUGACUUUACUACGAGAAUAGAUUUGAAGACCAGUUAGCAUGCUUGUGUGCCGUUCUUCUCUUGACCAUUAGCUGGGUUUGUAUUUAUGCUGUACUGUAUACAUCAACACAUGUAUGUUUACUUUAGUCAGGGUUCAGGAAAGGAGAGGGCAUCAUAAACAGACUUUUGUACCAUCAACAUAUACUGUUUUUUUAAUAUAUAUAUAUCUCUUACCCACUGCUGCCAGUUCUCACUGUCAUACUGUACAUACUGUAGCUCUUUAGGGUCGGUUUUUGUAUCAUGUUGGCCACUUUCAAAUGGCAGGUACAGUAUUUAUGUUGGGUGUCACACAUUUCACACUGGUUUAGUUUAUGAGGUAUGAAGUUUAUGAAGUAGUCAAUGCAGCAACAGUAGAUAUAAAGUGAUAGAUUGUUACCUAUGAAUACAGUGAAACCAGUAAUACAAAUAAAUGAGCCAUGGAACGGUGAGAGAAAUGGUCUGUGCCCGAAAAAACACCAUCAAAAUAAGACCCAGUGAUGUGAAUUCAAUAACACCCAGAGACAAAAUGAAUCAUUAAUGUGGACAAAUGUGAAACCAGAAGGAAAAAGGAGUUUGGGUUGUGAUAGGACAUGAAACAUGAGGACAAAGAUGUAAAUAGUAUCUUAAACAAAUGACUGUGACUAUCAUGUAAUUUGUUUUUUUUUUGUAGUUUUCUUUUAUUGCUCCUCCAUUUUUUUUUUUUAAAGUGAUGCACGCCUGCUUCCAAAAUGUUUGAAUAAUAAGAUGCUUCUGUAAACAGAGCUGUAAGGAAGGCUUUCUUUUUUUUUAAUAUUAGACUUACAAAGUAGAUUGAAUCAUAUCUGCAAAAGACAAUUUUAAUAUUGGACUUGACGUAUGAAUAUUUCCAAGAACUUAUUCAUCAUUGCUUUCCUCUUUCUCAAAUGAGGAAUAGCCUGUUUGUUUGCAUUGACGCACUGAGCCGCCUGUGAGUCACCAGGACAAAGUGGAAGUUUGACAGGCUCAUGACGAGUAUGAGUAACGCCAAGGUCUGAUUGGAUAUCCUGUGCCAUAUUCAAGAAGUGUCUCAGUCUUGUUUUAUUUUUUUCAUGUUAUUUUUUUAUGAAUCUAUGCAGUUCGGGUUUGGCAUUCCUGCAACUUCACGGCCAUGUGUCAAAAACAAAGAUCCUAAACUGAAGGUGUGAGCAUUUUGUAAGGACUUCUCUCGUCCUUUUGUUUUGUUUCAAAUGUAACAGGAUUGAAAUGGGUAUCGUGCCACUUUAUGUUGAUCUUUAAAUGUGCAAUAAAUUAUAUUUCAAAUGUG
Molecule: messenger RNA, 4439 nt
Organism: Labrus mixtus (cuckoo wrasse)
Lineage: Eukaryota; Metazoa; Chordata; Actinopteri; Labriformes; Labridae
Product: proto-oncogene tyrosine-protein kinase Src-like
Biological process (GO): cell differentiation; bone resorption; negative regulation of intrinsic apoptotic signaling pathway
Cellular component (GO): extrinsic component of cytoplasmic side of plasma membrane
Molecular function (GO): growth factor receptor binding; non-membrane spanning protein tyrosine kinase activity; ATP binding
Source: RefSeq, a predicted model, not a curated record